This is a messenger RNA of Knipowitschia caucasica, 537 nucleotides long. Lineage: Eukaryota; Metazoa; Chordata; Actinopteri; Gobiiformes; Gobiidae. The record is from the annotation of a GenBank genome assembly.
AUGGACUCGGGAGGUGGACUCGGGAGGUGGACUCGGGAGCUGGACUCGGGAGCUGGACUCGGGAGCUGGACUUGGGAGGUGGACUCGGGAGAUGGACUCGGGAGGUGGACUCGGGAGGUGGACUCUGGAGCUGGACUCGGGAGCUGGACUCGGGAGCUGGACUCGGGAGCUGGACUCGGGAGCUGGACUCGGGAGCUGAACUCGGGAGCUGGACUCGGGAGCUGGACCAGGGAGCUGGACUCGGGAGCUGGACUCGGGAGCUGGACCAGGGAGCUGGACUCGGGAGCUGGACUCGGGAGCUGGACUCGGGAGCUGGACUCGGGAGCUGGACCAGGGAGCUGGACUCGGGAGCUGGACUCGGGAGAUGGACUCGGGAGGUGGACUCGGAAACUGGACUCGGGAGCUGGACUCGGGAGCUGGACUCGGGAGGUGGACUCGGGAGGUGGACUCGGGAGCUGGACUCGGGAGCUGGACUCGGGAGGUGGACUCGGGAGGUGGACUCGGGAGGUGGACUUGGGACCUGGCUGCGCGCUGUGA